CAUUUUCACUUUAGAAAAAGUUACAGAAUCGAUACCCUGGUCUAUUUUACAUCGAGCACUUAAUACGCGUAUCAAAUAGUACAUUUGAGCUGAUCAGCCAAUAAUUGAAUCAAUUUACUAGUUAUUUACUAUUUAAUACGCGUAUCAAGUACUCGAUGUAAACUAGGUCUCUGUCCCACACGUUGAUUCCCGUACUAUGUGAUUUUCUUCUUAUGAACGUUUCCGCGUUUGUUAUCGUACCAUUACGCAUUACGCAGACGCAGAGAAAUAUCUCAAGCUACCGUUACAUUACAUUAAGAUUUGAAUAAUGUUAACAUUUAACUUUCCUUUGUGCUAAAGUAUUUUAAUGUGUAAAAAAAGAUGUAUGCGCUUGUGAAAUUUUACGAUGAUGUGCAUUAUGUGUGCACCCAAAAAUGUAUUUUUCCUACUAAAAGUCGCGACAUAAAAGUAAAAUACAGCGAUGGAUAUAGGUAUUCCGCAACGAUCAUUGCAAGAAACAAUGAUAAAAGACUAUUAGAAACAAUAGUUAAAAAUAUUAAUACAAAUGUACCUAAUGUAACAAUAAACCCAAGAAAGAAGUAUAAGACUAGAGAUAUUAACCCAGAAAAAAACAUUGAAUAUCUACCAUAUGCAAGUAGUAAUAAAUCGAUUAAUUGUGAUGAUCCAAGUGCAACUAGAACGACUGAUAAUUCUAAGAAACAGUGUAAUCUUAACAAAUUUACCGAUGUAUCUGUAUCUUAUGAUAAUGCUAUUAAUGCAACGACAACCUGUGAUAUGAAUGCAACUAACAAUGGGACAACCUGUUACAUGAGUACAACUAACAAUGCGACUGCUAACUGUAAAGAAAGCUAUGAUUAUGAGAAAAACAUUGAGAAGUCUUGUGAUAUUAAUAAAAUAAUAAAUUUGGAUGAAGGAGGUGUUUUAAACUUUGAAACUUGUAUCGACUCCUCAGAGAUUGAUUGCCAGAAAGAUAUUCUUGUGUUUUCUUUUAAUGACGAUAUUAACGAAACAAUUAAUUGUGAUUAUACAAGUGCAUUUAAAGAGACUGAUAACUCUAAGAAGCAAUGUAAUCUUAAGAAACUUGCUGAUGUAACUCCAUCUAGUGAUAAUAUUACUAAUGCAACGACAACCUGUGAUAUGAGUGCAAUUAACAACAGGACUAUUAUUUGUACUAAAAGCCAUAAUUAUGAAAGAAACAUUGAAAAGUCUUCGUCUUGUGUACCUAUCAAUCAAACGAUAAAUUCAGAUGAAAGAAGUGCUCUAAACAUUGAAACUUAUGUCGAGUUCUCAAAGCCUGAUUAUCAAAAAGAAAUGCUUGAUAACAACCAAAAUAUUUUAGUAGAUAAACAAAUAGAAUACGUGGAACUCUCACCUAUUUAUUACGCUGUGAUAAUCUUAGAAGUGACCUCAACUUUCUUUUGUAAGAAAAAUAGUGGAGCAUGCUGAUGGAAAUUAUUAUUUAUAAUAGAGUAAAUAGCUCUUAAUCAAUGAACCAUUGUAUUGUAUUCAUUAUAAUUUUAGAUUAGGUUAAGUAUUAUGUAGAUAUAAUCAUUUUAGGUUAAGUUAGGUAUUAUUUAGAUAUUGUCAUUCUGUGACAAACAGACAGUAUUUCGACUUGAAAUAUAUUGAUGCAAAAAUGGCGGAUUUUUGCUAUGGAUAUAAUAAUUCGAGUUAGCUUAAUUGGAUUGCACAGAAGAGUUUUCAAAUCCAUAUAUUUUACAUUUUAGGAAAAUAUAAAUUUGGCAUUAUUGCAUUGAUUUAUACAGUCGAACCUCAAUAUAGUAUGUCAUCAUAUAUCUAA
Molecule: messenger RNA, 1801 nt
Organism: Nylanderia fulva
Lineage: Eukaryota; Metazoa; Arthropoda; Insecta; Hymenoptera; Formicidae
Source: RefSeq, a predicted model, not a curated record